GUAAGUGGUAAGAGAGUGAAUUGUUAGUAAUAUUUCAAAGUUAAAAAAAUUCAAAAGUGAAGCAUUAUUAAUGUUCAAUUCAUUCUUGAUGACUGAACAUAAUUGUUUUUAUAAAGAAUUAACCAGAGAAAUUAAUUAAUAAAGAUUUUGUGCUAUUGGUACAUGGAUUCAUUAUUUUUCACAAUCCAAAGCCCACUGCAAUCCAGAUAUCAGCUGAAGGUGCAGUUUUCGUCGGUUCCUUGGAAAUUAACAUUGUUUGUAGACGUUUAUCACAUCGAAAGCCCUGGCCAUGGCUCUUGAUUUUUUCGCUGGAUGUGUUGGAGGAAUGGCUGGAGUGGUAGUAGGUCAUCCCCUUGACACAGUCAAAGUGCUCUUACAAACGCAAGACAUGAAGAAUCCCAAAUUCAAGGGAACCCUCUCCUGCUUACAAACUGUGGUGACCAAAGAAGGUUUGAGAGGAGUAUACAGAGGAGUUACCAGUCCACUUCUUGGGGUUGCCGGCAUAAAUGCCAUUGUCUUCGGAGUUUAUGGAAAUGUUCAGAGGCACAGCAGUAAUCCAGAAUCGUUAAGGACGCAUGCAUUUGCAGGCGCUGCCGCCGGACUGGCCCAGAGUUUUAUUUGCAGUCCCAUGGAAUUAGCAAAAUCCAGGUUACAAGUGACCAACUCCUCAGGUAAAGGACCAGUUGAUUGUCUAAGGAAAAUAUAUGGAAACGAGGGGGUAAAAGGGGUGUUCAGGGGACUUGGCUUAACUGUUGGAAGAGAGAUACCAGCUUUUGCCAUUUAUUUCUUCACGUACGAAUUGUUAACGAGAUCUGACAGUAACCUGCCUGUUUCUACGUGGUCAAUGCUUUUUGCUGGCGGUUUAGCAGGAGUGGCAUCGUGGACACUGGUCUACCCAGUCGACGUGAUAAAGUCAAGGAUGCAAGUCGACGGCAUUUCGUCUUCCCAGUACAAGAACUCCUACGAUUGCCUACACCAGACGUUCAAAAAUGGAGGAGUACCUUCUCUUUUCAGAGGCAUCACACCCACCAUCAUCCGCGCCUUCCCCGUCAACGCCGUCACCUUCGCGGUGGUGACGUGGACGAUGAGGAUCCUGGGUGGAGAAGGGUUUUCCGAAACCUUCCGCGAGACCGAAUCAAUCCUGGAGAAAUAUGCUGAUGUUGUUUGCACACUUAAGGUGGCAGAAAACACGCCGUCGUGAAAAAUGCGUCUAUUAAAUGCAUUACGCACAGUGACAAAUUAUGUAAGAAUUGUGUCGCUUUAUGAAUAUGUAAGGAUACAUUCUUUUGUCUACGUGGGUGUUUAUGGAAAGUGUGGAGCAAGGGAGGACUUUUACUUAGGCGUCGAUUUCAUCUGCAUGUCUGAUGAUGGAUCGGAGAUAUCUAUGUUUUUAUUAUUAUAAUUUGUAUUACCAGUAAGAAACUGCAAGUGUGUUUCAUGUUUUUGAUAAUUCUUGAAGGAGUUGUUUUUCAUGAAAUGUUCCUACUUAUUUUCCAUGAUUUGUUGUAAAUAGUUAUAGAUAUGAUGUAACUGGCAGUUUUGUAAAUUAUCAGUAAAUUAUUUGGAAUUGAGCUUUAAAGAUAUUGGGAAAAGAUGGGGCAACACUGGACACUUAAUUCAUUCAUUUCUAUAUAAGAGAUGCUAUAAAUAUCAUUUUUUGACAUGUAUUACAAAUAUUAUUGUAAAGUACAAUAUUGCCUCCUCUAUGGGGGUAAUGUCACUGACCGUCGGGGUUCAACUGGCCACAGUAUUGAGAUAGAAAUACGUGCCUUUUUGGCAAUUGAAAUUGUUGAUAAAAAUGUAUGAAUCCGUUUUAUAGCUUGUCAUUAAUUAGCUCUCAUUAAUUUGUUGUUUGUUAAAUAAAUCAUUUGUUUUUUU
This is a messenger RNA of Anoplophora glabripennis (Asian longhorned beetle), 1878 nucleotides long. RefSeq names its product mitochondrial basic amino acids transporter. Lineage: Eukaryota; Metazoa; Arthropoda; Insecta; Coleoptera; Cerambycidae. The record is from RefSeq and is a predicted model, not a curated record. Gene Ontology annotation, molecular function: high-affinity L-arginine transmembrane transporter activity. The coding region runs from base 290 to 1201 and encodes 303 amino acids. Gene Ontology annotation, cellular component: mitochondrion. Gene Ontology annotation, biological process: mitochondrial L-ornithine transmembrane transport. The transcript is spliced from 4 exons.